Lemur catta (Ring-tailed lemur) is the source of this 1517-nucleotide messenger RNA. It is a transcript of the gene BRCC3, whose product is annotated as BRCA1/BRCA2-containing complex subunit 3. Gene Ontology annotation, biological process: double-strand break repair. NCBI's taxonomy places the organism in Eukaryota, Metazoa, Chordata, Mammalia, Primates, Lemuridae. Gene Ontology annotation, molecular function: polyubiquitin modification-dependent protein binding; cysteine-type deubiquitinase activity; metallopeptidase activity. The record is from RefSeq and is a predicted model, not a curated record. Bases 103 to 1053 code for a protein of 316 amino acids. The transcript has 12 exons. Gene Ontology annotation, cellular component: BRCA1-A complex; BRISC complex.
GGGCGGGGCACAGAGCGCGGGGAGCCCGGGAGGCUGCGCCGGAGCACCCGGUUGGUCGGGCUAGAGUGGGCCCGAGGCGGACGGGAGCAGGGUCGGACCAAGAUGGCGGUGCAGGUGGUGCAGGCGGUGCAGGCGGUUCAUCUCGAGUCCGACGCUUUCCUAGUUUGUCUCAACCACGCUCUGAGCACAGAGAAGGAGGAGGUGAUGGGGCUGUGUAUAGGGGAGUUGAAUGAUGACACAAGGAGUGACUCCAAAUUUGCAUAUGCUGGAACUGAAAUGCGCACAGUUGCUGAAAAGGUUGACACCGUCAGAAUUGUUCAUAUUCAUUCUGUCAUCAUUUUGCGACGUUCUGAUAAGAGGAAGGACCGAGUUGAAAUUUCUCCAGAGCAGCUGUCUGCAGCCUCAACAGAGGCAGAAAGGUUGGCUGAACUAACAGGUCGCCCCAUGAGAGUUGUGGGCUGGUAUCAUUCGCAUCCUCAUAUAACUGUUUGGCCUUCGCAUGUUGAUGUUCGCACACAAGCCAUGUACCAGAUGAUGGAUCAAGGCUUUGUAGGACUUAUUUUUUCCUGUUUCAUAGAAGAUAAGAACACAAAGACUGGCCGGGUACUCUACACUUGCUUCCAAUCCAUACAGGCCCAAAAGAGCUCAGAGUCCCCUCAUGGUCCACGAGACUUCUGGAACUCCAGCCAGCACAUCUCCAUUGAGGGCCAGAAGGAAGAGGAAAGGUAUGAGAGAAUUGAAAUCCCAAUCCAUAUUGUACCUCAUGUCACCAUUGGGAAAGUGUGCCUUGAAUCAGCAGUAGAGCUGCCCAAGAUCCUGUGCCAGGAGGAGCAGGAUGCAUAUAGGAGGAUCCACAGCCUUACACAUCUGGACUCAGUAACCAAGAUCCAUAAUGGCUCAGUUUUUACCAAGAAUCUGUGCAGUCAGAUGUCAGCAGUCAGUGGGCCUCUUCUACAGUGGUUGGAGGACAGAUUGGAGCAAAAUCAACAACAUUUGCAGGAGUUACAACAAGAAAAGGAAGAACUUAUGCAAGAACUUUCUUCUCUAGAAUAAAGCAGGAGACAAAGUGGGAUAUUGUUCUGCAAAUUUGAAAGUGUAGUCCAGAACCACCUCCAUCAAAAUCAAUUGGAGGUCAAACUCUGUCUUUGGUGGUAGAACCCAGAAUUCUGCAUGAACUGCCCAACUGAUUCUGAGGCAUACUAACAUUUGAAAAGUACUACCCAUAGGGCAUGUGGAAUGUCAACGUUAUGUUUUCCAUAAUUCCCCACAGAACCAGUCCUUCUCUAUUCUUUUUCUUUCCCUAUAGGAAAGAUAAAAAUAUCCAGUAUAAAAUUAAUUAAGCUAAAUCAAUUUUGAAGAAGAAAAAGUUGGAGGACUCACAUUACCCAGCUUCGAGACUUACUAUAAAGCUGUAGUAAUCAAGAUAGUAUUGGCAAAAGAAGGACAUAUAGAUCAAUGGAACAGAAGAGAGAACCCAGAAAUAGACCCACAUAAAAUAUGCCCAACUGAUUUCAACA